AUUAUUCAGCGAAUUAUAAGUUUACUAUAGCAGCACUGCUUGCGAAGCACGCAGUCCAUUUGAUAUUUUGUUUGAAUUACUGUCGUAAGCCGUAACAUAAAAAUUAGUUUUAAAUGAUAUUUGCUUACUUAUUCCACAGUUAAAAAUAUAACUUUGUUAGUUUUUGCAAUUGCGCCACUUCUUAUAAAAUAAAUAAAAGCGUUAUAAUGAAUCGUUUAUCAGGAAUUUCUAAAGGUCUUCAUAGACACAUGUUUAAUUCAGCAGAGCACUACGGUCUCACUUUAACAAUUAAGGAUAUGCCCCGACCGAAAAAAUUGCCCUUAAUCGGAACAAAACUUGAUUUUAUGCUUGCAGGGAGAGGUACCAGGCUCCACGAUUACAUUGACAAGAGGCAUAAACAAUUAGGAAGUAUUUUUACCGAAACUUUAAGUGGAAACACAGAUUUGGUAUUCAUCAGUGACGCAAAUUUGAUGAAGUCACUGUUUUUAAAUCUUGAAGGAAAAUAUCCUGUUCACAUAUUGCCUGAACCAUGGGUUUUGUACGAAAAAUUAUACGAUUUUAAAAGGGGAUUAUUCUUCAUGAAUGGUGAAGAAUGGUUGGAAAAUCGUCGAAAAAUGAACAAACAUUUGCUUCGAGAAAAUUCCGACACCUGGUUGGAAACUCCAAUAAAAGAAACAGUCAAGAAUUUUGUCGGAAAAUGGAAAAAUCGCGCUGCUGGUGCAAGUUGCGUGAUAUCCAAUUUAGAUUUAGAACUUUAUAAACUAUCUACAGAUGUAAUAAUUAAAGUACUGCUUGGCGCGGAUUCCAAGCUUUUGGAAAGUAGGCAAUAUGAAGAUUUAAUAUCAAUUUUCUCGCAAGACGUUAAAAAAAUAUUUCAAACAACGACAAAAUUAUACGGUCUACCUUUAAAUUUAUGUCAACGGUUAAACAUAAAAGUUUGGACUGACUUUAAAGAAAGUGUCGAUUCUUCAAUUUUUUUGGCUCAAAAAAUUGUUAAUGAAAUACUUUUGAAUAAAGAUAAAACGAAUGGAUUGAUAAGGAAAUUAAGCGAUGACAACGUAAGCGAUGAAAUCAUUAAAAAAAUUGCUAUCGAUUUCGUGAUUGCUGCUGGGGACACGACUGCUUACUCCACAUUUUGGUCACUUUUGAUGCUAUCUGAAAACAAGGAGUCUGUGAAAGAUAUUCGUAAGAACGGAUGCUCAUUUGUAAAACACGUGGUAAAGGAAACAAUGCGCCUAUAUCCAGUAGCUCCAUUUUUGACGAGAAUAUUACCCGAAGAAUGUUUGCUGGGACCAUAUAAAAUUAAUAAAGGGACCCCAAUUAUUGCUUCCAUAUAUACCUCAGGCCGUGAUGAACAUAAUUUCACCAAUGCUCAUAUGUUCCUGCCAUACAGAUGGGACAGGAAUGACCCAAGAAAAGCUGAUCUCAAGAACCAUGUUCCUUCAGCAACAUUGCCUUUUGCUUUGGGAGCAAGAACUUGCAUUGGGAAGAGGAUUGCUAUGAUGCAACUAACAGAAGUUAUAGAGCAGAUUGUGAAUAAUUUUAAUUUUAAAAUACACAACGGUGAAAAUGUGAAACCAAUCACUUGCCAAGUGCUAGUCCCAGACAGGCAUGUUGAGUUAUACCUUACAUCAAAGGAGAUUUAAAACAUGACCACUGUAUGUGCAAAUAUAUUAUUUUAUUACAUAGAUUAA
This is a messenger RNA of Papilio polytes (common Mormon), 1694 nucleotides long. RefSeq names its product cytochrome P450 315a1, mitochondrial (gene sad). The record is from RefSeq and is a predicted model, not a curated record. Bases 207 to 1646 code for a protein of 479 amino acids. Gene Ontology annotation, biological process: cortisol metabolic process; C21-steroid hormone biosynthetic process; glucocorticoid biosynthetic process. The transcript has 8 exons. Gene Ontology annotation, cellular component: mitochondrial inner membrane. Gene Ontology annotation, molecular function: heme binding; oxidoreductase activity, acting on paired donors, with incorporation or reduction of molecular oxygen; monooxygenase activity. Lineage: Eukaryota; Metazoa; Arthropoda; Insecta; Lepidoptera; Papilionidae.